UAAUCUAAUUUUCAAUUUUGUCAUCAUAAAUUAUUGGCGGUAGAAACAAAACAAAACAAAAAAAAAAUGAUCCAGAAUGAAUUAGCCGAUACAUGGGUGGAGACAAAAACCGAAAAUGGUAAAUGUUAUUAUUAUAAUGCUAAAACAAGAGAAACAACGUGGACAAAACCAGAGAAUGGUACAAUACUUACACAAGAACAACUUUUACAAAAUGUAUUGGCAAGUUCAACACAACAACAAUUGAAUCAAAAUGAUAAAGAUAAACAAACCACUACUAAACCAAUGGUACCGAAUCCAUUAAUGCCACCGAUUGGUAUUACACCCGGAUUGAUGGCAACGAAUCGAUUUCCACCACCAUUUGCUAUACCUCCUAUUCAUCCAGCUGGUUUUCCAUUUGGUGCCCACCCAUUAACGAAUCCAUGGAUAAAUCAAUCACUACUUGCAACUACUACAGGUGUCGAUCCAUUAAAACAACAGCUCGUACUCAAGAUUGACACAGAAUUGCGUUUACAGGCAGCCGAAUGGAUUGAAUAUAAAACUCCUGACGGUAGAGUUUACUAUUAUAAUACUAAAUCACAAAAAUCUGUAUGGGAAAAACCAGAAAUUCUGACUAAAUUUGAUGAGGCAUUGGAGGAAGUGAAAAAGAAUGAAGCGUCCAAACAAAAUGAUAAUAAGUCUGAGGUAAGAACUACAACAACAAAAACAGAAAAUAGCGGCGAUACAAACAUCACCAAUCAACAACAACCACAACCGAAAAAGGAAGAAGUCAAGGAUAAAUCAAAACCCAUUUCAAGUACGCCGAUUGCGGGCACUCCAUGGUGUGUGGUAUGGACGGGAGAUAAUCGAGUUUUCUUCUAUAAUCCUAGCUCUAAAACAUCAUUAUGGGAUUGUCCACCCGAACUGAAAAAUCGACCAGAAGUUGCCGAAUUGACCAAGAGUCCGCCGAAGGAAAAGGAUAAAGAAUCAUCUCAAUCAUCCCAAAAUACUGGUAACAAACGAUCUCUUGAUGAACAGCAAAAUGGUCAUCAUCCUCAACAGCAGCAACAACAACAACAACAAGAAGAAGUCAAUAAAAAAUCCAAAUUGGAAAAAUCGGAUAAACAACCAGACAAUGGUAAAGAGAAGAAAGAUGGUGAUAAUAAUAAAAACGAGGUUGAAUCAUUGGCGGAAAAACAACGUGAAACCUUACCAAUAACUGAACGGAUCGAAAUGUUUAAAGCAAUGUUAUUGGAAAAAGAGGUUUCGGCAUUUUCAACAUGGGAAAAAGAACUGCAUAAAAUUGUCUUCGAUCAACGGUAUUUAUUGCUUACUUCAAAAGAGAGAAAACAAGUUUUUGAACAAUUUAUUAAAGAGCGUGCCGAAGAAGAACGAAAAGAAAAACGUCAGCGACAAAAAUUAUAUCGAGAACAAUAUCGACAACUAUUGGAACAGGCAAAUCUUUCAACAAGAACUACUUAUUUGGAAUUUUCACAUAAAUAUGGCAAAGAUAGUCGAUUUAAAAAUAUUGAAAAAUCACGCGAUCGAGAAUCAUUGUUUAGUGAAUUUUUGGUUGACUUGAAACGUAAAGAACGUGCUGAAAAGGAAAAACAACGUGAAAAGACAAAGGCAAAUUUUCUUGAAUUACUUAAAGAACAACAAAACCAUCAUAUCAAUGGAACGACUACAUGGUCAGAAGUGAAGGAAAAAAUUCGUAAUGAUUCAAGAUAUAAAGCAGUAGAAAGUAGUUCAAUGAAGGAGAUUAUAUUCAAAGAAUUUGUCUCACGAUUGGACAAGAAUAUAACAAAUGUUGAUGAAGAAAUCAGUGAAAGUUUAAAGGAAAAAGAAAAACAGGAAAGAAUCGAGGCGAGUCUACGUGAACGAGAAAAAGAGGUACAUAGAGAAUUGGCGGCACAUUUUCGUGAACGUGAUAAAGAACGUGAAAAUCAUUUACAUCAGGAAAAUGUUGAAAGUUUCAAUGCACUACUUAUUGAUCUCAUACGAAGUCCAAGUGUUAAUUGGCGUGAAGCGAAAAGGAUAUUGAAAAAAGAUCAUCGAUGGGAAUUGGUCGAAAUGCUUUCUCGUGAUGAAAUGGAACAAUUAUUCGAAAAACAUGUUGCCAAUUUAAUCAAGAAAAAACGUGAAAAAUUCCAUACAAUGUUGGACGAAUUGAAAGAUAUAAAUCUAUCGACAACAUGGAAAGAGGUUCGUCGUUUGAUUAAAGAUGAUUCAAGAUAUCUAAAAUUUUCGACAAGUGACCGAAAAUGUGAACGUGAAUAUCAUGAAUAUGUAAAAGAACGAUUAUCAACAGCAAAAAAUAAUUUCAAACAAUUAUUACAAGAAACAAAAUUAUUAACAUAUAAAACAAAACAAUUGAUUGAAGAAUCUGAACAACAUUUACAAGAUAUUAUUAACGUUUUACAAAAUGAUAAACGAUAUUUAAUACUAGAUGAUUUUGCUGAUGAUCGUCGACAAAUAUUGAUCAAUUAUAUAAGCGAGCUUCAUCAUCAGGGACCACCGAAACCGAUUACGGCAAUGGAUCCACCAACAACAAGAAGAAAAUGAACGAUGAUGUUUGAAUGAUUCUUCAUAUAUUGGCUCGCAUGAUAAUAAUAAUAAUAAUUUGUAAUAUAUAUUAUCAAUUAUCAAUAUUAACUAAUCAUAAUAACUCAAUAAUUUUUCUCUUUUUUUUACAUUUGAAUAUCAAUGACGACUGAUUAGGUGUGAUUUUCAAAACACUUUGAUAACUCAAUUUUGCAGUACAACAUAAAAAAAAUUAAUAAAUCGAUUGCAAAAAUA
Dermatophagoides farinae (American house dust mite) is the source of this 2775-nucleotide messenger RNA. Its product is annotated as transcription elongation regulator 1. The record is from RefSeq and is a predicted model, not a curated record. Gene Ontology annotation, cellular component: nucleus. NCBI's taxonomy places the organism in Eukaryota, Metazoa, Arthropoda, Arachnida, Sarcoptiformes, Pyroglyphidae. Gene Ontology annotation, molecular function: RNA polymerase binding; transcription coregulator activity.